AAGCGCUUACAAAAAAAAGAACUGAGAGCAUUUUCUAAAGGUUGGAUAAGGAUUGCUCUGGACAGGGGUUUAAUUCCUCUUUCAGAAGGCAUUGAAGACGGUCACCACAUGCUGGUAGACACUGCCGUCUGCCGGUGGAAAACUAUCUUUACUAGUUAAAUCAGUCCUCGUAAAAAAGUUCAGUUGGUAUGGAUAGACCUCAGUCGGGUACGCCCUUAUUCUAGCAGCGAAAUCGAAAUACACACGGCGCGCCCAAGGUGGACAACCGCUCAAGUCAUUUGACUUAAGACGCCACUCCUUAAAACCCGCCAGGGAGUGAAGGAUCGCAGCUCUGCUCACAAAGAACCUGGAGCUCCCUAAGACCUGGGUCCUCGUGUAGUUCUGGUUCUGCUGCAAGGUGAUCUUGCCCGCGCUAGGUCACCGGUCGGAUCUCGGCAAGAACAUAAAGACUUCAGAGCUGUCAAAUUCUUUGGCACUCUCUUGAGUCUCUUCGGACUUAGGUUGCCUCAGAUACUUCUGAAUGCCCGGAUACUAAACAGUUCCAAAUACUACUUUGAAACUUGAGAAGAUAAUAAUAAUAAUAAUAAUAAUAAUAAUAAUAAUAAUAAUAAUAAUAAUAAUAAUAAUUAAUAACAAAAAUAUAUAAAAAAAUAAUAAUAAUAUAUUUAAUUUGUAGAGCACUUUACAUUCAGAAAUCUUAGUCUUAAAGGAAGACUUAGGAACUCGCGGAGACUUUGAUCCCGCAAAGACUUUGGAACUCGCAAACACUUCGGAACUCACAAAGACCUCGCAAAAAAGACUUCAGUUAAGAUCUUUGUGUCAAAGGGGAUCUUCGCUCCGCAGCGUUUUACAGGAAGAGGAAGGGAGUGAGGGCCGAGAUGCUUCUGGCCGCGUUGAGAGGCAUCGGCAAGCAGCUCCUGAGGGUCAAGGUGGUGGACUGCAACGCCGAGGACAGCCGCCUGGCCCGAUGCCUCAACACCUUCGACCUGGUGGCCCUGGGCGUGGGCAGCACGCUGGGCGCCGGCGUCUACGUGCUGGCGGGCGCCGUGGCGCGAGACAACUCGGGACCGGCCAUCGUCCUGUCCUUCCUCAUCGCCGCCAUGGCGUCCGUCCUGGCCGGCUUGUGCUACGCCGAGUUCGGCGCUCGAGUCCCCAAGACGGGCUCCGCCUACCUGUACAGCUACGUGACGGUCGGGGAGCUCUGGGCCUUCAUCACAGGCUGGAACCUCAUCUUGUCCUACAUCAUCGGAACUUCUAGCGUGGCCAGAGCAUGGAGUGCCACGUUCGACGAGCUGAUUGGCCGACACAUCGGGGACUUCUGCAAGCUCUACAUGCCGAUGAACGCCCCAGGGAUCCUGGCCGAUUACCCAGACAUCUUCGCUGUUUUCAUCAUCAUCAUCCUCACAGGACUGCUGGCGUUUGGGGUGAAGGAGUCGGCGAUGGUGACCAAGGUGUUCACCUGUGUGAACGUACUGGUGCUGCUGUUUGUGGUCAUCUCUGGUCUGGUGAAGGGGUCCGUGAAGAACUGGCAGGUGGACCCCUAUGAGGUCCUCAACAGCAGCGCCGGCCUCAACGUGUCCGACCUGCUGCCGCUGAAGGAGAGCCUGGGUCAGGGGGGCUUCAUGCCCUUUGGGUUCACCGGGGUCCUGUCCGGCGCGGCCACCUGCUUCUACGCCUUCAUCGGCUUCGACUGCAUCGCCACCACAGGGGAGGAGGUGAAGAACCCGCAGCGGGCCAUCCCCAUCGGCAUCGUGUCCUCGCUGCUCAUCUGCUUCGUGACGUACUUCUGCGUGUCGGCGGCCCUCACGCUCAUGAUGCCCUACUACCUGCUGGACGAGAGCAGCCCUCUGCCCGUGGCCUUCUCCUACGUGGGCUGGGCGGGCGCCAACUACGCCGUCGCCAUCGGAUCCCUGUGUGCCCUGUCCACCAGUCUGCUGGGCUCUAUGUUCCCCAUGCCUCGGGUGAUCUGGGCUAUGGCUGAGGACGGCCUGCUCUUCAAGGGUCUGGCCCAGAUCAACAGCCGGACCAAAACACCCCUCAUCGCCACCCUAGCAUCCGGCAUCGUGGCAGCUGUGAUGGCCUUCCUGUUUGACCUGAAGGAUCUGGUGGACCUCAUGUCCAUAGGAACCCUGCUGGCCUACACACUGGUGGCUGCCUGUGUGCUGGUGCUCAGGUAUCAACCGGAGCAGCCCAGCCGGGCCUACGAGGCGGCCAACACCCAGGACGACAUGGACGGGCUGGACCCACAGGGCGAGGUGAGCGAGGGGUUCCUCCCGCGGACGGAGGAGCGCUUCACCCUGAGGAACCUCCUAUUCCCCACCAACACCGAGCCCACCGCGCUGUCCGGCUUCAGCGUCAACAUCUGCACCAGCACCCUCGGUGUUCUGGUGUUAGUCUUCUGUGUUAUUGCCGUGCAUGGAGGUUUCGCCAGCUGGUCUCUGUCACUGCUGGGCAUAAUCUUCUUGCUGUGUCUCACCAUCACCCUGAUAGUGUGGAAGCAGGCACAGAGCAAGACCAAGCUAGCUUUUAAGGUUCCAUUCCUACCCUUCAUCCCAGUGGCCAGCAUGUUUAUUAACAUCUAUCUGAUGAUGCAGCUCGACAAGGGAACCUGGCUUCGCUUCUCCAUCUGGAUGGUCUUAGGGUUCGUCAUCUACUUCAGCUACGGGAUACGCAACAGUGCGGAGGCCGUGUUGACGAGAGCUAGCGGGGCCGGCUACAAACCGGCGUGCUCGCUCAGCGAACACCCCGUGUCCUUCGAGAAGGAGAUGUUCCUCAACAACCGACCCCAUGCCCCCGAAGACGACGACGACGAAGAAGAUUCAUGAUUUUCAAGGUUUUGUUAAUCGGCCUAGAAGUUGUGUUGCUAACAUGGAAUUAGCAUGGAUCAUGGAAAAGUGAAUUAACACCUGACCUAUUCAGAAGCACUAAUUUAAACAUUGGCAAAGCAUUGAAAUCGGUACUUUGUGCACUACUAUGGCCCUCCUGAUCAGUACAAAAAUGCUUGAACAUAUGCCUUUUUAUUACUAAAAAGAACUAAAUGGUUUGGUCGAUUAGAAAUUAAUUGCAGUUUGCUAAAAAAUGUAUUCACAGACACUCUUUUCUCUCUGGAGUGCCUUUUACAUGCAAACGGAACAAGCCUGUAAGGGGCACAUUCAACUCUCCCACCGUCCUGUGUGUGGGCUCCGAAUUCACCAACCUUAAAUCCCUAAGUUUGUUUAUAUCUACAAAAUCGUUCAAACGUUCAAACAGGGCGCCCGCAAGGACCACAUGACACCCGCAGGCCUGUUCUAAACAUAGCACAACUCAUUCUCGAACAACUCUUUCUCACCUUUUUUAAGUCAUUGUUGAUAAUUAUUGGGAGAAAUCAGUCACAUGAUCAGUGUCUUCACAUAGAUGAGUAUCAUUAAUCAUUAAUAAUAUAUAACUAAAGGCAAACUGAGCGAAUUUGUUAUUGCAGAAGAGUGUAUAGAACUGGGUGCCCUUCGUAUGGUUCUCUCAGGUUCAAAAAGGUUGGUGACCCCUGGUUUAGUAUCUCACGCUUGUCAGCCGCCAGGGGUUCAUAGGUGCUUGUGUGUUUGUUCCUCCGAGGUCGGUUUCUGGAACUGGGUCUCUCCCAGGUGGCGUCGUAAAAAAAACAACUGCCUCCCGGAAGAAUUGUGAGUCGGAAGACAGCUGGCGUCCAUUUUUAAACCCAGUCAGCUGAUCAUGAGCUGAGUUUAACGAAGCCAUGCAUGUCCAUCGGGCUCCACGUGUCGUAUUAAAAGAACAUGCUCAACCGCAAGACACGGAAAACAAUACAAAUUUGGCUAAAGAAAAACCUUUCUGAUGACCAUUCAGUCUGCUGGAACCAUUUUUAUAUUCCGGUUCUAGUAUGUUUUACUAUUUAGUCA
Molecule: messenger RNA, 3890 nt
Organism: Gadus morhua (Atlantic cod)
Lineage: Eukaryota; Metazoa; Chordata; Actinopteri; Gadiformes; Gadidae
Product: high affinity cationic amino acid transporter 1
Exons: 12
Coding region: 879-2825 (648 amino acids)
Biological process (GO): L-ornithine transmembrane transport; L-arginine import across plasma membrane
Cellular component (GO): plasma membrane
Molecular function (GO): L-ornithine transmembrane transporter activity; L-arginine transmembrane transporter activity; L-lysine transmembrane transporter activity
Source: RefSeq, a predicted model, not a curated record